AUGAAGCAGUUUAGUUGCGCCCUGGUCUCUGCCUUUGCCUUGCUUGCUACUGCAAGCCCGGUUCCUGCUACUCACUUUGAGAUUAGCAAUGGCAGUACAGUUACCGCAGCCGACGUCUCGACGCUGAAAUUCUUCUCUCAGUAUGCUGGGGCAAGCUACUGCAACAGUGAGGUAGACCUAGGUUCUACUGUCACUUGCGCCGAAAACACCUGUCCGGAUGUCACUUCUGCUGGUGCUAAGGUGGUAGCAACCUUCUCUGGACAUCUCACUGAUAUCCAAGGCUUCGUCUCAUCGGAUGACACUAAUGAGCUGAUCGUGGCGUCUGUGAGAGGAUCUCAUUCGAUUCGCAAUUGGAUUGCCGAUCUCUCUUUCAUACCACUCCCCUGCGACCUCGUGGACGACUGCUUAAUCCACACUGGCUUCCUUCUAUCAUGGAAAGAGAUAGAAGACGACUUACUGGACGGUGUAGCAGCGGCUAAGGAAGCUAACCCUUCUUAUAAGAUCAUCUUCACAGGACACUCACUGGGUGGAGCUGUUGCUACAGUCGCUGCCGGCUAUGCCCGAGAUCAGGGUUACGAACUCGAUCUCUACACAUAUGGCAGCCCACGUGUAGGCAACCAGGCCUUCGUCGAUUUCGUUACGGCCCAACCAGGCGGCGAGUUCCGCGUGACGCACUUGGACGACCCGGUCCCACGUCUACCUCCCAUCGCCGUCGAUUACCGACACACCAGCCCAGAGUACUGGUUAUCAGGCGAGAGCGACAACAGCACUCUUUACGCUGCCUCAGAUAUCAAGGUAUGCGAGGGCUUUGCGAACACUGAUUGCAACGGCGGUACCGGCGGGCUGGACAUUCCUGCCCAUUUGCUCUACUUUGAGCACAUCAGCGGGUGCGGUCCAGACGGCAUAGCUUUCAAGAGGAGAGGUGGCCAGAGAGAUGUCUCGGACGAGGAACUACUUGCGAAACUCAGCGACUGGACGGCGCAGGAUCGCGAGAUCGCGGCGACGCUGAAACAGUAA
Molecule: messenger RNA, 1017 nt
Organism: Daldinia childiae
Lineage: Eukaryota; Fungi; Ascomycota; Sordariomycetes; Xylariales; Hypoxylaceae
Product: Mono- and diacylglycerol lipase
Exons: 4
Coding region: 1-1017 (338 amino acids)
Biological process (GO): lipid metabolic process
Source: RefSeq, a predicted model, not a curated record